AUAUAUUUAUUUUCGUGCUACUUUAUUAUAAAAAAACUAUAAUACUUUACUGUGAUAUGUUUCUUUUUGAAGGAUGACAAAAUUAUUACAAAUUAUCAGAAAGAAAAACAAAAUAAAAAUAAAACCAUGGUGAAAGCGUCAUUAAAGGAAAACUUUAAAAUCGUCAAUAAAUCUAUUUCUUUGCCACAUUUAGAUUCAUAUUUAUCUAUCAGAAUUAAUUCUGAAAAAAGUAUUCAGUAUAAUGAUAGAUAUUAUCGAGGCUUGUCAUUGUUCGACCACAUAGAUUCGUUAUCAUGCAAAGCUACAUAUUUAUUACCAAAGUUAAGAUCAAUUUACUUUACCAAAAAAAAUGAUAAUGAUAAAAAAAAUAAACAUUUAAAUGCGGAAACGGAUAUUGUUACAAAUUUAGAAAAUAAAUAUACCCAAGUUGGUAAGUCAGUUAAAAUAACAAAAUAAAAUAAUAAUAAAAAUAAUAAAUGUAUAACUCAUAUAAAUAAUAAUUGAAUAUAUUAAUAAGCAUGUGUAGAAUAUGCUGAUAUGUCUGUGCAAGUGAUAUGGAAUGUUAAUGAGACAGAAACUCAGACUGAUUGUUUAACAGAGUAUACAACAUCUAGUGAAACUAAAAUAUCUUUGAACAGAGUAUGUGUAUUUGUAUCACACUUGUAUAUUUAUUUAUAAUAAUAAUAUAAUUUUAUUAUAUAGACUGAAUCACAAAUGUCUACAUAUAAAUAUGAUCAUAAAAAUAAUCAUGGAAUUAAGAAACGAAAAAUAAAUACUCCUAUGGAAAAAUAUAUUAAAAAAGAUUCUUCUAUUGAAUCUUAUCAUAGUGAAAGUGAAUCUGAAUCUACUAGUAUAACCGAAAGCGAAUUUGAUAUUGAAUUUUACGAAAAAUCUCAUAAAGAAAUUAUUAUACAAAAAGAUAGUGAAAUAAUUGCAUUAAAAAAUGAAUUUGGUGUAAGUUAACAUUACUAUCGUCUAUUUUGAACAUAUCAUUAAAUUGUACUUUAAAGCUUAUUCAUUGUUUAGGCAAAAGAAGCUGAAGUUGAAGAAUUAAAAGAAAUUAAUAAAAAUUUAGGAAUUAUGUUAAAGAAGAAGGAUGAGAACUUGAAUACUUUACGAGGAGGACUUAAAAUUUUACAGGAACGUUCUAUGAAGUUGAAUGAACAGAGAAAUAAUGAAAUAGAUGAAAUGAAAAAGAAAUUAUACACGAAUACGCGUAUAAUGGAACGAUUAAAAAUGGAGCUAAAUAAAAAGUAUGAUGUUUCUUUUUUACAAUCACAAGAAAUAGAGAAAUUACGAUUGCAUGUUAAGGACACUGCUACUGUACUUGCUGAAAGAGAUUCACUUAUGGAAAAAGUAAAAGAAAUGGAACAUCUUUCAAAAGAAGCAGAAAAUUGUCGACUUGCUCUUGAUCAAUUAAAAGAAGCUAUACGUGAAAAAGAUGAAUUACAAAAGCAAAAUCUUGAACAAAAAUGUAUACUUAGUGAUCAAGAGGAUGAAAUAAAACGUCUACUGAUAUUAAUACAGCAAACAUCGAGUACUCAUAACGAUCAGCAGAAUAGAAUGACCAAUAUAUUGGAAGAGUUACAAACCGAAAUAAUAGAAAAAGAUAAUACAAUUUCAAAAUAUGAAGAACAACUUCAUUGUAUGGAACAAGAAAUUAAUAAUUUCACAAUUAAGUUGAAAAGUAGUUUGAAUAAUUUAGAAGAAUUUAAAAUCGCGUAUGAAGAUAUUUGUAGUCGUGUAAAAUGUGAACACGAUACUUGCGAACGAACCAAGCGUACAUUAUACACUGUAAUGGAGGAAUUACAAAGAUCUAAACUGGAAUAUAAAGAACCUUUAGAACAAAUAGAAAAUGUUAAGAAAUACUCUAAAGAAUCUUUAUGUAGUUCUCACUUGAACUAUCAUUUUAUUUCAUCCAGUUCAAAUUCAGAAGUUGAUGAAUCAAAUAUAAUGAUGUUCAAAAAGAUACAAACAUCGCAAAAAGAUUUAUUUGAUAAUAUCCAACUUCAUCAUGCAGAAACUGAAACUAUUAAUAAUACAGUAAUGCAUGAAUACAUUGAUUUCGAAAAUCAUUCGAAUAAAGAUGCUUCUGAACCUGACUCAUGGAAUUCAGCAAAAACUGAAGUAUCAAUAUUAAGUACCAAUAAUAACGCAAAUAUUGAAAAUACGAUAGUUGAAGAAGUAUCAAGAUCGCUUAUAAAAAUGCAAUCUCUUAUGAAGCAAUUACAGAUAUAUGCUGAGGAUGAACGACCAUCUUUAAUUAAACAAAUUCAAAGCCUUUAUAAAUAUUUAAUGAACAAUAAAUCAGUAAUCGUGUGGUCACCAGAUAAGAACACUAAAAGGCAACAGAUUUAUGAAUUAUAUAAUAAAUACAAACAAAAUUAUGAAAAAUAUAAUCCGUGUAUAAUAUCUUCAUAUAAAGAGUUGCAAAAAGCUUUAAUUAAUGAGGAAUUGUUAAAUCUACAUGAUGAGUACAUUGAUAAAAUUUUUACAACUCAAUUUAAACGUUCCAUUACAAAAAUGAAUGAAUUAUCUACAGCUCUUCAAGGUGUUGGAGAUGAACAUACAAAAAUAGUGAAAGAAGUAGUAGAAAAACAACAAAAGAUUUUAGAAAAAGAUACUGAAAUUGCUCAAUUAAAAGAAAAGGUUCGAAUGGGUGAAGGUGAUUGUAUAAGACCAGAAAAAUCAGAAUGGGAUGUAAUUAAAGAAAAUUUCAGAGUCCUUGAUAUUGAACUUAAUGAAAAAAAUCAACUGAUAAAAGAAUUACAGGAUACGCUUACAUUAAAUAAUGUAAAAUUAUCGGCGUAUAUUACAGAAUGUGAUGACUUAAAAUUUAAGAACAAAAAUCUUAUUGAUAAUAAAAAUUCAUUACUGAAAGAAUGUAGUACAAGGAGUGACGAAUUGAAAGAAAAAUGUGAAGAAAUAAAUCAAUUAGUAAAGCAAUUACAAAAUUUAAAUGAAAGUAUAAUGAUUACAAAUAACAUGGAAAAAGAAAUUGAACAAUUAAAAAUAAAGUUGAAUUUAUUACAAGAAGAAAAUAUUAAACUGCGAAAGAAACUUACAGAUACAAAUGAAAUCAUUUGGAAGAAUAAUGAAUUAAUAAGAGACUUGAAAGAUAAACAAGAGGAUGAUCAACAUAAUUUUGCAUCUAAAGUUCUUAAUUACGACACACUGCUAGCAGAAAGACAAAAUAUAAUUAAUAAUUUAGAAAAUACAAACUUGUCCAUAAAUGAAAGAUUAAAAGAUGCAGAAAAGAAAAUUUUAUCAUUAAAUAAGACAAUUAUAGAAUUAAAUGAACGUAAUAACGAAAUGAAAAUGUUAGACGUUCUCCACGAUGAUGUUUCGAUAGUCGAAAAUAAUAUAACAAAAUUAGAAACCAAAUCUUCGAAAUAUAAAUUAGAACUAUUAAACUAUGAAAACAUUAAUAAAGAAAAUGAACUGAGAUUAGCUGCUUUUACAAAAGAAAAUCAAAUAAUACAAAAACAUAUUGAAAUUUUAAAAGAGAAAUUAUCAGUAAAUUUGACGGAAGAAAUUAUUACUGAUGACGAAUUGAAAUACAAAUUGCAGUAUCUUCCAAAUGAAUUAUACAACAAAAUUAUGAAUCUUAAAAACAAAGUAAAUAUAUAUGAUGAUGCACAGAUAAAAUAUAAUUUACAUCAAAAUGUGGAUAAAGAUUCUAAAGUUGAGAAAUAUAAAUCGAAACAAAAAGAAAAAGAUACCAUAGAGGAUCUCUGGAAAAUACAGAAUUUAAUUGAUGAAGUUGAAAAAAAGGACUUUGAAAUAGAAAAUUUUAAGAAUCGUGUAGACGAUUUAUCUCAAGAAAAUGAUGAUCUUUAUAAAAAACUGAAGUUUCACAAAGAAGAUUACGAAGAUAAAUUAACAAUAUUAAAAAAGAAAUAUGAUAGCAGUAUAAGUGCACUUCAUAAAAAACAUAAAGAAAAUAUAGAACAUUUAAAAAUGAAUUUUGAAGAAAUUAAUGGCGAAAAAAUUAUUUUUGAUUCUGAGAGUUGGUUACAAUCAUUAAGUAUUAAAGAAUUAACAAAUGUUCACAAUCGAAUAUACUCAUUGAUAAAUAAAUUAGACAUAAAUAAUGAUCACAUCAAUCAAAAAACAAUACUAAACGUUAUUGAUAAAGAAGACAUGUGCGAAACAUUAGAUAAAUUAACGAAUAUAUACGACAACGAUAAAAAAGAUCUAUCGAUGGAAACGCAACAUAAGCAGAUAGAACUACAAGAAAAAACACGAAUUCUAAACACGCAUAAUUUAAAGCUAAAACAACAUAAUUCUUCUAAGACAUUACUUAAUCUACAGAAACAUUCCUUACAUAAUAAGGAUAAAGAUGAAAUUAAAGAAAAAAAUAUCUUUCAUAAUAUUGCUUGGGAAAGAACUAUGUUCUUUGAUCCAAUUUCUCAUAAAAAGAAAUACAAAUAUAACUUAAAUCCAGGGUUGCAAGAUAACAAAAAAUAUGCAAAUAAAGAUAUAACAUCGAUAUCUGCUAAUAGAGCAACAAAAAAAAAUACUAUUGAUUGGCAAAGAAAGAACUUCAUUUAUCAAUGUAGUGUACAUCAUAAAAAAAGUAAUAUUUGUUGAGAAAAGUGUAAAGACCAUAUUCAAAGAAUAUAUGCAUUACUUCGAUUACUUCAACAAAAUAUAUAUAGGAGACCAUACUGAUUACUACAAUUUAAUUAUUGACAAAAGUAUAACAAGAGUGAAGUUGCAAAAAUUUUUUGAAAUGCAUUUAAUUCUUAUAAUUUUUUAGAAGAUAUUUUACUUGUUCUGUUAUUGUUUGUACGAGCGAGAUUAUAAUAAUUGCGAUUCCAUUGAAAAACAUCUUUUUUUAUGAUAAAGUAAUUAUUUAAUGAUUUUACUAAAUAUUU
Messenger RNA from Vespula pensylvanica (western yellowjacket), 4880 nucleotides. RefSeq names its product spindle pole body component 110-like. The record is from RefSeq and is a predicted model, not a curated record. Bases 1081 to 4593 code for a protein of 1170 amino acids. Lineage: Eukaryota; Metazoa; Arthropoda; Insecta; Hymenoptera; Vespidae. The transcript is spliced from 16 exons.